This is a messenger RNA of Dendronephthya gigantea, 3329 nucleotides long. RefSeq lists its product as uncharacterized. Bases 371 to 3157 code for a protein of 928 amino acids. Gene Ontology annotation, biological process: ammonium transmembrane transport; RNA processing. Lineage: Eukaryota; Metazoa; Cnidaria; Anthozoa; Malacalcyonacea; Nephtheidae. The record is from RefSeq and is a predicted model, not a curated record. Gene Ontology annotation, cellular component: membrane. Gene Ontology annotation, molecular function: RNA nuclease activity; protein binding; RNA binding. The transcript has 20 exons.
UGUGAACUUAUCAAUUGAGGACAUAUACAACUGGAGUGUGAUUCUAUCAGUAAGGUCAUGCAUGAAAACAACCGCAAGUCAAAGAAAUUUUGAUAUCAGUUCAAUGUCACAUUUUGGUGACGUCUUCCAGUAAUCGCAUCAUUGAUCAGAAUAAGAAGCAAGGUAAAUGUUCUGUGAAGAAAUGCACAAUAGAAUGAGUAAAGUUGGAAACACCAAUCAGAGUUUGUUAUUAACAAAAAUUAUGAUGGGUUCUACCUCUGAGAAUUUGUAUAAAAGGAGUAAUGAUGCUGAAGAAAGCAACUGAACCACAAUCAAUGGAGGUACCAUGUUGGCACAGCUUCUGGUCAUUCCUUAUUAAACCUAUGCGGCAAUGCCUAUUCAAAUAUCAUCAGGAGAACAACAUAGUUUCAGUCUGUCCUUAUUUUCUCAUGGAACAUCUCGCAUCUCCAAAUCUCCAAAUCUCAUCUUGCACAUGGCCUUAUUGAACUUUAUCCUCGGUUCCGUUGUGUGGUUUGCGGUUGGCUACACGAUGGCUUUUGGUGAGUCACAGAAGGGUGUGAUCGGCUCCAUGAACCACGCUCUUUUGUUUGACUUAAAUGAAGGUGGAAUGUAUGGUAGUGAAAAUAAAACAAUGUGUACUGCACCAAGUGCUGGUAAUAACGUGGUGAUGUUUGAAAUGACAUUUGCAAUAUUAGGACCUGCAAUGGUAUUAAUUACAUGGUCGGAGUACAUUAAACCAUCAGGAGCAAUGCUUCUUAUGAUUCUGUGGCCAUUAUUCAUUUAUUACCCACUGGCUCAUUGGAUACGAGGCAAUGGUUGGUUAUCCAAUACCGUCAUUGAUAUUGCCGGAGGUUUGACGUUGUAUACCACAGCAGGUGCUUCGCAUUUUCUUCUGACCAUUAUAACAAAACGGAAGUAUCCAAAUUUGGAGAAGUUUUCUCUGGUGGAUCAGUACCUAGAAGAAAAAACCAAAUCUAGGAAUUUCAUCUUUGUAUUUCUUGGAAGUUUACUUACAACAACGGGAUGGUUUUGUCUGAAUAUUGGAUCAGAGAAGGCUGUUGAUAAUAGUUUGGUCCUCUUAAACACUCAUCUUACUGCGAUUUCUUCAGCUGCGUCAUGGGUCAUGAUUGGUUUUAUCUACACGGGUCAAUCAUCAGUCGUUGAUCUUCUUUACGGUCUGAUGGCAGGUUUAGCAGGUUCGUCCUCGUACUGUGGGCUCGUGGAACCGUGGAGCUCAGCGCUUAUUGGCUGCGUUAUUGGUUUACUAUCUCACGGGACAUUUAUUCUAGUGAAAAAACACGUGACUUUAUGUUUCAGAGAAAAUUGCGUGGAUGGAACUUUUGUAUUUGGUAUUCCAGGAAUGAUCGGUGGCAUUGCGGCUGGUUUGUUUUCAAAAAGAUAUAAUGCUCAAGAAAUGAUUGGUUUGAACGGAGCUUUUUAUUCCAAUCCAAUUCAGCUUCCUUAUCAAUUUCUUGGCAUUGUUGUAGUGAUUUCUUGGUCUUCCCUGUGGACUUUAAUUUUAGUUAAUUUCAUUCACUCGACGGUGGGAUUGUUCAUUCUUGGAUGUCCUGAGGAUAAAGAGCGUCAUGUCUCCAGAAUUCAUCUUCUUAACAAUAAAGAAAGUUUUCUGAAGAAAGAACUUUUCAAGGCAGCCAAAAAUGGAGAUUUGCAGCAACUUCAAGAAUUGAAAAAAGUAUUUGCAGUCGAAUUUGGAUUGAAAGAUUUUCAUAAAAAAACAGCGUUACAUUACACUUCAAAGAACGGUGACUAUGUUUGCACACAGUUUCUCUUAAAACAAAGUGAUGUUGAUAUCCACGCUAAAGACAGAUAUGGAGUGACACCAUUAUCAGAGGCUGUAAGGAAACAUAGAAAUGACGUAAUUGUCUUAUUGUUAGAUAAUGGUGCCAGUUGGUUGAUGGAUGGCAUUGGAGAGUUAUUGUGUUCAUAUGUUGAGUCAGGAAUGAUUGAAGAAGUGCGCAGACUUCAUAGUUUAGGAAUGGACUUGAACUCGUCAGAUUCUCAUGGAAGAACAGCCCUGCACGUUGCGGUCAGUCGGGGAAAUGGAUUAAUGGUAGAAUGCUUGAUCGCUUUCAAUGUUCAAUUGAACAAAAUUGAUUGCUUUGGAUACCGUCCGUUAAAUUAUGCUGAAAUGCAUGAGAAUAAAGCUAUCAGUGAAAUAUUGAUUCGCUAUGGAGCAUUGAGAGUGACCCAGAAGAACAGUCAACAAGAAAUCUGUCAAGAAGCAAGCAAUGGAAAUUUGAGGGCGAUUAAACACAUGGUUAAUAAUGGCGUCAACGUUUCUUACCAGGAUGUAGACGGAAAAACUGCGCUACAUGUAAGUUGUAAAAGUGGCCAACUUGACGUCGUAAAAUUCUUGAUAAAUCAACCAGGAAUAAACGUUAAUGCAACAGACAGGAAGAACAACACGCCGUUAACAGAAGCAGUUGUUAACAUGCAUAACGAUGUUGCUGAAUACCUUCAGUUACAUGGAGGCGAAAUAGAAGAACAACGUAUGAUGCAUUUAAUAUGCAAGGCAGUUAAGAACCAAGAUAAACGUUUAGUUAAACACUUAUUACAGUGGUUCCAUGGUUCGAAAGUUACUGAUCUAGAUGGACAAUCAGUAUGUCAUGUGUGUGUUAGAAAUGGGGAUGUUGAUAUGCUUGAAACACUACUCAAGGCUGGAAUUAGCUUCAGAGAGGUGGAUUUCUUUGGGAACACCCCGUUGGCGUUGGCACUUCAAAUAAAAUGUGACCGUUCAAUGAUAAAAAUUCUAGCAGAGAUUGAAGAGGGCUGGGCAAAUAAAGUUCGUGGUCUUCGAGUUAGCGUAAAAAUACCACGGAUUGAAGUUCCAAGCAAAUCAAAGAUCCGUCGUAGGCGAACUAGAAGACAAACCCGGGUUGAGGUUGCUAGUGGAGAUUUUAGUGAUGCAACCAUACCAGAAUUCACGAAAUCUUACCUGCAAGAAGCAUGUGAUAAUCACAUGAGGAAUUGUAUUGAAAAUGAAAUAAAAUGUAAUGACAGGAUGGAAGAUGGGCGUAUCGGAGCUACAACUGCAGAGGAAGUUACCUUAGCAGAUAUUGAAUUAAUGAACCGCCAGAGAAAAUUGAAUACAUCAAGGAUAUCAGAUAUCAUCACUGGAGAACCACAAUACGUCUAAUGUUCCAUAUUAUGUAAAAAAACCAGACAACAGUGCAUUAUUUUCACGGGAAACGUUUAGAUGUGCGAACUUUAGGUCCCAUGAUCCGUUUUAAUGUUUUAAUGACGUAUCUUAAUUAGGCUAAUGUAGCAAUUAGACGCAUUCCAUAUGGCUAUUUUGAUCAAGCUAAGGU